Molecule: messenger RNA, 1473 nt
Organism: Podarcis muralis (Common wall lizard)
Lineage: Eukaryota; Metazoa; Chordata; Lepidosauria; Squamata; Lacertidae
Gene: VSTM2L
Product: V-set and transmembrane domain containing 2 like
Cellular component (GO): membrane
Source: RefSeq, a predicted model, not a curated record
UCUCUCCCCCCUCAUUCCCGCCCCCCCAGGCCAGGGACGCGCCGCCGCGGCUUUAAAACGAUCCCCUUGGAGAAACUUUGCCGAUCAAUCAAGCCCUCGGCCGGAUCCCUCCGCCGGACGGCAGAGCGAGCGAGUGAGCAAGGCGCGCGGCAGCCGCUGCACUGUGGCGCCCUCCGCCGUAGGGAAGAGUCCCGCAGUCUUCGGCUGGCAGAGCGGAGCCGAGGAGGAGAAAGAAGAGGAGGAGGAGGAGGAGGAGGCGAGCGGGACGGGGCGAGGCGAGGCAGCGGCGGCUCAGCAUCUUUCUCCUCGGCUUCAGCACCACCCGGAGCAGCGGCGGGGGCGACGGAUCGGGCGGGGGCCGCCGGCUGCUUCUGGCCCUCCCUGAUGUGAGACGGGCGGCGGACGGACGGACGGGAGGAGGAGGAGGACGACGACGAAGAUGGGGGGCGCCUUCGGCCUGACCCUGGCCCUUUGCCACUCCGUGGGACUCUACAUGCAGCUCGGAGCCUCCUCGCGGCCCCCGCAGUGGGAGAACCAGAUCUCGGGCAACGCGUUUUUCACAGAGACCCCCCACGACAUGACCGCCCGGGCUGGUGAGGACGUGGAGAUGGCGUGCUCCUUCCGAGGCAGCGGCUCCCCUUCGUACUCGCUCGAGAUCCAGUGGUGGUACGUGCGCACUCACAAAGACUGGACGGACAAGCAGAACUGGGCCUCCAACCAGCUAAAAGCAUCUCCACAGGAAGAGCCCGGGAAGGAGGCGACAAAAAUAAGCGUCGUGAAAGUGGUCGGCAGUAACAUCUCCCACAAGCUGCGGCUCUCUCGGGUCAAACCGACGGACGAAGGCACCUACGAGUGUCGCGUCAUCGACUUCAGCGACAGCAAAGCCCGCCACCACAAAGUGAAGGCCUACCUGCGGGUGGAACCAGAGGAGACCACUGAGCCCCACCGCCACAGCUCCCCCACUGGGCACCUGCAAGACACCCAGCUGCUGGGCUUGCAGCUCUCCGACCACAGCAAACUGAGCGGCUCCCACCCACACCACCAGCACCACAAGCCAGGCAAGGAGCUCAAGAAACGCUCCGUGGACGAUGCGUCCUGUGCCCUCUAGACUGGGUUGCAUCCCGAGUUGUGGUACUGAAUGGCCUAAAUGGGGUUUCUCCCUCCUCCACCCCCCACUCUUCCACACACACACUUGCCCCAUCCCACUGGGUGGUGGGAACAUGACAUCCCAGUGGCCAGCCUGUAUUUGGGCCAGGUUUGCUGAGGAACCGAUGUAAAACGAAUGCCACAAACUAGAGUCACCCCGUCCGCAUGAACCUCAUUGUCAGCAUCCCUUCCACUCGGUCAUAUAGAUAUGUAUUUUUAACAUUCCUUUCUAACUAUGAAUUUCUCCCCUUGAAUGGACAAUGGGCUGCUCCCAGGACUCCGGAGACGACACGGAGCUGCUCCAGGGUGGAUUUAAACGGAGGGAGC